Molecule: messenger RNA, 642 nt
Organism: Ailuropoda melanoleuca (giant panda)
Lineage: Eukaryota; Metazoa; Chordata; Mammalia; Carnivora; Ursidae
Gene: TRAPPC2L
Product: trafficking protein particle complex subunit 2L
Exons: 5
Coding region: 83-502 (139 amino acids)
Biological process (GO): endoplasmic reticulum to Golgi vesicle-mediated transport
Source: RefSeq, a predicted model, not a curated record
UCCUGCCGGGCGGCGGGGCGGGGCCAGGGCGGUCGCGUGACUGGCGGCGGGGUCACGUGACGCGGCCGACCGGGCCUCCAAGAUGGCGGUGUGCGUGGCGGUGAUCGCUAAGGAGAAUUACCCUCUUUACAUCCGCAGCAUCCCCACCGAGAAUGAGCUGAAAUUCCACUACAUGGUGCACACGUCCCUGGAUGUGGUGGACGAGAAGAUCUCUGCCAUGGGGAAGGCCUUGGUGGACCAGAGGGAGCUCUACCUGGGCCUGCUCUACCCCACAGAGGACUACAAGGUCUACGGCUACGUGACCAAUUCCAAGGUGAAGUUUGUCAUGGUGGUGGAUUCCUCCAACACGGCGCUUCGAGACAAUGAGAUCCGCAGUAUGUUCCGGAAGCUGCACAAUUCCUACACGGACGUCAUGUGCAAUCCCUUCUACAACCCCGGGGACCGCAUUCAGUCCAGGGCCUUCGAUAGCAUGGUGACGUCCAUGAUGAUCCAGGUGUGCUGAGCGGGGGCCCUGUGGACAUAACCGUGUUACUCAGAUGGGUGUUCAUGACCUUUCACCUGUUUCCGAGCAUCGUGGACAUGCUGCCUGGGGGCAGGGUCUCAGGCAUGGUGCGUGCAGACUAAAGGUCCUCUGAGAUUGGA